UCUCCCUUCCAAACGGACUGGGAAUUGUGCACGAAGCAACUCGGAAUAUUUUUGUCUCUUCUGUUCUGCAAAUCCAGAUGUCUGUGAGUGGGCUGUUUCUCGACCGCUCUGCACAGCUAGCGCUCGCCCGCACGCACACGCUCUCACUCACGCACGCAUGCACACACACACACACCCGUCCGCUGCGUGUAUGUUUGCAGCAAGGAGCUUCACAUGACCCAGCGUCGGGGGCUGCAGGAUUCUCCCCCACCUCCUCUUCCUCCCAUCCCCCAUGUACAGCCUCGUUCCACUUCCAGGACAAGCUUUCGUCUGCGCCUUAACCGUUUCGGGGGGGUCGAAAGGGAAACAAACCAGGAGCGCGAGUGACAGUCCCUUCGCCGCGGCGGCCGAUCCCCUCGGUUAUUCUUAUGGUAGCGUGUUCUCGUGCCCUGCUCGCUAGCAGCGUUGCUUCUCGCCGGCGUCCGCGAGGUAAAGACAGGACUCGGAUGAAGACGCGGAGCCGUUUGGUUUGAGGUGGAUGAACAGCACGGCGCUGGUCCUUUGGAAGCCGGCCAGUGUCGCUCUGAGAGCGCGUUUAGCGUGGGAGGUGGUAUGUCUUGGCACCGUGGUCACCCUGCUCAGUCGCUGUAAGCGACAACACGAGAGCUGAAGGCGGCUUCUCACUCCAGCUACCCGCGCCGGCUACAAUGGAAUGGAUGCUGCUGAACGUCUAGGCCGGAAUCAGAGCCUCUGGAACUGGAUUUCAGUUUCUGAUUCAUCACAUGCUUGUAUUUAUUCGAGGUCGUCCAGAUCUAUUUCGUUCUGUGGAAUUUAAUGUUGGAGAGCGCCUGAGAUAUAAAAGAUGACGGAGGGGCGGCGAUGUCAGGUCCAUCUCCUCGACGACCGGAAGCUGGAGCUCCUGGUGCAGCCCAAACUGAUGGCUAAAGACCUGCUGGACCUGGUUGCCUCCCACUUCAAUCUGAAAGAGAAGGAGUACUUUGGGAUAUCCUACACUGAUGAAACGGGCCAUUUCAGCUGGCUGCAGCUGGACCGCAGGGUCCUGGAGCACGAGUUCCCCAAGAAGUCCGGGCCGGUGGUUCUGUUCUUCUGCGUCAGGUUUUACAUUGAAAGUAUAUCCUACCUGAAGGACAAUGCCACAAUUGAGCUGUUUUUCCUCAAUGCAAAGUCUUGCAUCUACAAGGAGCUCAUCGAGGUGGACAGCGAGGUGGUCUUUGAGCUGGCCUCUUACAUUCUGCAGGAGGCGAAAGGGGACUUCACCAGCAACGAGGCGACGAGAGCCGACCUGAAGAAGCUGCCGGCGCUGCCCAUGCAGGCCCUGAAGGAGCACCCGUCUCUGGCCUACUGUGAGGACCGCGUGAUCGAGCACUACAAGAAGCUCAGCGGCCAGUCCAGAGGCCAGGCGAUCGUCAACUACAUGAGCAUUGUGGAGUCCCUCCCCACCUACGGAGUCCAUUACUACGCUGUGAAGGACAAGCAGGGUAUUCCGUGGUGGCUGGGGCUGAGCUACAAAGGCAUCUUUCAGUACGACCACCAAGACAAAGUGAAGCCCAGAAAGGUGUUCCAAUGGAGGCAGCUGGAGAACCUGUACUUCAGAGAGAAGAAGUUUUCUGUGGAAGUUCAUGACCCUCGCAGCAGGGCGUCGGUGACCCGAAGGACGUUUGGCCACAGUGGCAUCGCGGUGCACACCUGGUAUGCCUGCCCCGCCCUGAUCAAGUCCAUCUGGGCCAUGGCCAUCAGCCAGCACCAGUUCUACCUGGACAGAAAGCAAAGCAAGUCGAAAAUCCAUGCGGCGAGGAGCCUGAGCGAGAUCGCCAUCGACCUGACGGAGACCGGGACUCUGAAGACGUCCAAGCUGGCCAACAUGGGCAGCAAGGGCAAGAUCAUCAGCGGGAGCAGCGGCAGCCUGCUGUCAUCAGGCUCCCAGGAGUCAGACAGCUCUCAGACUGCUAAGAAGGACAUGCUGGUUGCCCUCAAGGCCAGACAGGAAGCCCUGGAGGAGACGCUGCGGCAGCGACUGGAGGAGCUGAAGAAUGUCUGCAUAAGAGAGGCGGAGCUGACCGGGAAGUUGCCCAAGGAGUACCCCCUGGACCCGGGGGAGGAGCCGCCCACGGUCCGCCGGAAGAUCGGCACGGCCUUCAAACUGGACGAGCACAAGGUCCUGCCCAAGGGGGAGGAGGAGGAGCUGGAGAGGCUGGAGCGGGAGUUCGCCAUCCAGUCGCAGAUCACGGAGGCGGCGCGGCGGCUGGCCAGCGACCCGCACGUCAGCAGCAAGAAGCUGAAGAAGCAGCGGAAGACCUCCUACCUGAACGCCCUCAGGAAGCUGCAGGACAUCGAGAACGCCAUCAACGAGCACCGCGUCCGCUCGGGCAAGAAGCCCACGCAGCGCGCCUCCCUCAUCAUCGAGGAGGCGAACAUCGGUUCUGAAGACAGCUCCCUGUCCGACGCCCUUGUCCUCGAUGAUGACGACCCUCAGGUGACGGGCCCCUUCUCGCCCACCGCCUCCCCGCACCGGGGCCUGCCGCCCCGCCCCCCGUCCCACGGCCGGCCCCCGCCCCCGCAGUCCCUGGAGGGGCUCCGCCACCUGCACUACCAGCGCAGCGACUACGACAAGUCCCCCAUCAAGCCCAAGCAGUGGAGCGAGUCCUCGCUGGACGAGCCCUACGAGCGCGUCAAGAAGCGCUCCUCCCACGGCCACGCCGGCAGUCACAGGCGUUUCCCCAGCACGGGCAGCUGUACGGAGGCCGGGGGGACCAACUCCCUGCAGAACAGCCCGGUCCGGGGCCUCCCCCCCUGGAGCUCCCAGUCCAGCAUGCCCUCCACCCCCGACCUGAGGACCCGCGUGCCGCACUACAUCCACUCCACCAGGUCGGUGGACAUCAGCCCCACGCGGCUGCACAGCCUGGCGCAGCACUUCCGCAACCGCAGCUCCAGCCUGGAGUCGCAGGGCAAGCCGCUGGGCUCGGAGCCGGAGACGGGCAGCCCGGACCUGCGCACGCCCGGCACGCGCAGCAGCAAUGGGUCCGACCCGCUGGACGACUGCUCGUCCUGCGCCAGCCACUCCAGCUCCGAGCACUACUACCCCGCCGCGCCCUCCUCCUCCUCCUCGUCCGCCGCCGGCGCCCCCGGCAACCACGGCUACUCCACGCUGGCGGAGGACUCGCCCUCCAAGGCCCGGCAGCGGCAGCGGCAGCGGCACCGCUCGGCGGGCCAGCUGGGCUCGUCCGGCUCGGGCAGCAUGCCCAACCUGGCGGCGCGCAACGGGCACCAGGCGGGCGGGGUCUACCUGCAGAGCCAGAGCCAGCCGUCCUCGCAGUACCGCAUCCGGGAGUACCCGCUGUACGUGGAGGGCAGCGCCGCGCCCAUGGUGGUGCGCAGCCUGGAGAGCGACCAGGAGGGCCACUACAGCGUCAAGGCCCAGUUCAAGACCUCCAGCUCCUACACGGCGGGCGGGCUGUACAAGGAGAGCUGGGGUGGGGGGCCGGAGGACGGGGGCGAGGGCGGAGGGCGCCUCACCCCGUCCCGCUCCCAGAUCGUGCGGACCCCCUCCCUGGGGCGCGAGGGGGGCGGCGGCGGGGGCGGGAGGGUGGUGGUCUCGGACGAGCUGCGAUGCUGGUACCAGCGCUCCUCGGGGUCGCUGAAGGAGCACGGCAGGCUGUCCCACACCAGCUCCAACGCCUCGGACGGGGGGUCCCAGUACGGGACGCUCCAGAGCCCUGUGGGACGCUCGGGCAGAGCCAGCGCCCUCUCCAAGGGCUCCUCAGCUGCCUCGCCCCACAGUCAGAGGAGUAUGACGCCCUCCAGUGAUGCAGCCGCCACGCCGCCCGGCAGCCCUCAGCACAUACUCAGCUGGCAGAGCGACUCCUUCAGCGACUGCUGUUUCCUGGACGACAGCCCCCUGUAUUCGGAACUAGCGGACAUGCAGUGGUAUGGGCGAGAGAAGGCCAAGCCGGGGACGCUGGUCUGACCCUCUUUGCUGUUGACUCCUCCCCCUCCUCUUCCUCCUCCAGUGAGCAUUCCGGGUCCUCCAGACUGGGGGGCGGAGCUCUCCCUCUGGGGCGGAGCUCUGCGCUGGAAGCUCUUUUCCUCCCCACUUCUUUUGGCAGUGCAGGGGGGGCCACAGGGAACCGUGACCGGCCGGACCCUCUCGGGGUGGGACACCCUCGCCCCUCCGGGGGCCAAACAGCAGGGUGAGCCGGGCACUCGGGCACGCCCCCGCGGCUCCGACGGCCGUCCAAUCCAGAGCUCUCCUCCAGCUCUCUGUCAUCGGUCUGAGCUCUCCAACGCUAAUGCUAACGCCAAUACUCUCGCCCCCUCCCUUCCCACAAUGCAAUAGGACUACACUGAAGGGUGAGCACCUGGACUGCCCCCCCCCCCGCUCUCAUAUUGCAUCAUCCGCGUCAUACCCAGCCCAACCCGUUUGUUAAGGGUUCUUGUCGAGACCAACGCAUACAGUAUAUAUAUUUUUUGUUUGUUCGUUCGUUUGAUUGUUUGUUACCUUGUUCUGUUUUUGCUUUAUUUUGUUUUGUAAUUAAAAAAAAGAAAUGCUGACGAUGCUGAACUUCUCUCGCCAUUUAAAAAAAUAGAAUGAAAUCUCGGGACGUAUUUUUUUUUGGAGGACCUAUAUGCCCCCAGGACAUUGUGAAGACGAGGAUGGACCCCUUUCCGCCCCUAACCCAGUCCGCUACCAAAGAUCCCGUCGUGUCAGAAACACUUGGAAUAUUCCAGAAGUUUCCUUCUCCAGCCUCCUGCAGCACAGUAUCCCCCUGCCCACCGAGAGCUCCACACCGCCGGGUUGCUAGGGCUCGCCUGCCCAGCAACCGUAUCCAGGCGCACGACUGCGGCCGCUCGCCAUCCCUCUCCCGGGCUGCUACUGUAACCCCUCCGGCCACGCCCAUCGUCCAUAUCAAUCAAACUCUGCGCGCCUGCCCCCGCGUCGUCCUGUCACAUGGUCCCGAUUGCGUAAAAACAGGAGAGACUUUUUUUUGUUCUGUUUUUCUUUGACCGUAACCAGGAGAUAUUCUCUGCCAGUCUCACCUAGGAUCUAGCAAAAAAACAAAA
Messenger RNA from Anguilla anguilla (European eel), 5058 nucleotides. RefSeq names its product FERM domain containing 4A (gene frmd4a). Lineage: Eukaryota; Metazoa; Chordata; Actinopteri; Anguilliformes; Anguillidae. Gene Ontology annotation, biological process: establishment of epithelial cell polarity. Bases 842 to 3964 code for a protein of 1040 amino acids. The transcript is spliced from 23 exons. The record is from RefSeq and is a predicted model, not a curated record. Gene Ontology annotation, cellular component: adherens junction; bicellular tight junction; cytoskeleton.